This is a messenger RNA of Symbiodinium natans, 1506 nucleotides long. NCBI's taxonomy places the organism in Eukaryota, Dinophyceae, Suessiales, Symbiodiniaceae. The record is from the annotation of a GenBank genome assembly.
AUGCCGCUGGACGUGAGGCUGAUGAGUGGGAAGCCCCUGGGGGGCUGUUCCAAUUUUGAAGGCCACGGUGCGGAGCUCCGGGAGCGCGUGGCUUGCGAGCUUCAGAUCUCGCCUCAGCGCGUGUCACUCUUGGCAGGUAGCCGGGAGAUUACCGAUGAAGAGACACUUUCGGAUUCCAUCGACACUGUCACGGCCAUGGUAGCAGAGGGCCAAGAGCUAGCGCAGUGGUGCGAGGAGAAGAUGCCAGAGUAUUCCUUUACCGAGGUGUCGGGAGUCGGUGUACCAGAUGGCUCUGAGGAGAUCGAUGCCAAGCUGCUUGGCCGCGUCUUCAUGCUCGCGCUGAAGCGUUUCCUGAACCGGACUCAGCAAAGAUAUGUGAGGUCUCUGAAGGAGCUUGGGGUCGCCUUCGACCCAGUUCGCCCUUUCCUUUUCAGCGUGGGAGAAGCAAGCCCCUUCUAUGAAGCAUGGGCCCGAAGGAAGCUCGAAAAUCCUGAGGAUGUUUCGAAAUGGGAAGCCCUUCACAGACAAGCCCAGGCAGAUGUGAAGCGAGGCAAGCGGGCCAUCGCCACUUUCGUGGCCUUAGAUGAACGCUUGGUGGGCCCGAACUCGGUUCGCUGCUUCAGCCGCUGGGAGGUACAUCAGGAGGAUGGUCAGGAGGGGCACCAUCGUGUGUACGGGCUGCGUCAGGCCUAUUCCGGGGUUGAGUUUGACAAGAUCCUCGGCAUGUGGAUCGAGGCUGAGGGUGAUCUGGACUGGCAUGCUUCUAUCAGCAUCUUGGGCGCAUGGACCUGGUACGGCAUGAGGGAAAGCUGGAUGGGCCUUCGCGAGCCACGCUACUGGGAAGAGCAGCGCGACAUCCGCAGGGAGUGCUCCACCGGCGAGGUGGCAGCCCGCUUCGAGACCUUCUGUGAUGUCAUCGCGGCAGCGCAGACAGGACAAGCGGAGGCUGCAUGGCUGAAGCCCCACAUCAGCCAUGCCGUUUGGGCCAUGAUGCUGGGCAUCCACACCGAGACCCUCCUGCUUGCGGAGUCAUGCUACCCAGCAUCAAAGGGGAAAGAUGAGCCCUGCAUGAUGAUCCUGGGCCGAGCUUUGAAAGCCAUACUGCGUAUGUCUGCACAUGUGGAGGGCCUGAAGGAGAAGGUCUUUGAAGCAAUCUUGUGUAUGGCUGACCAUCGGAACGACGCCCUGCGCAUUUAUGGCCUGGACCUCCUUCGUGAGCACUUUCCCACUGAGCAGAAGACGGCCGAGCUUCUUGAACGCCAGGCGAGUGCAGACUGGCCACACAUGCGACCGUAUGUUGAAGCUGCGCAUCAUGCAUGCCAGGCUGUCUCAGCUGCAGAUCCCUUGCCUGCGAGCGACGUUCCUCAUCAGCUCCCAUCACCCCGUCGUCUUGUGAACCAGAAGCUUCUGAACAACCCGAUUGAGAUUACAGGGGAACGGUACAACCUAAGAGGAGAUCUGAAGCACGUUUUGUUCGAGGAUGUGGAUGAGGUGGAGCCAGAGUGA